AUGAAUUCUAACAUACAUUCGGAGCUGAUACUCAAGUCUGAGGAGGAGGAUAUCGAACGACAGGACGACAUUGAGGAGGAGAAAUUAAUAAUUAACGCUCAUAGCGAAUGUAAGACGGAACAAGUACUUGAGAUACUCCCGCGCCCGCUGGUUUGUAAACCAGAGAACAUCAAUGUCGACUGUAAAACCGAACCCAUAGAAACCAAGUGGCACUGGGCACCGGGUGCCUGGCAGGAUGCCACCAGAACCAGCGCCUUUCAACCCUACAAGCCACCUACUUUGCUAACUAAUCUACAGAGAGGCAAUACUCAGACUGAGAUACCUCAGUUGUAUGAAGGAAAUGAUCUCACUUUUCACACUCUUGCUGGCCAAGGUGAACUUACUCCAAAUGACGUUCAACCAGGGACUGUAGAUGUUCCGGAUGAAAAAGGCUUCACUGCACUCAUGUGGGCAGCUGGAUAUGGUCAGUUGGGAAGCGCGAAACAAUUGCUGAAUGCAGGAGCAGAUAAAAACUACCGUGGCGUCAAUGGAGAGACAGCCUUGCACUUAGCAGCAGCGUACGGACACCACGACCUUGUUAAACUGCUUUUGAACCACGGAGCUCGCGCUGAUCCAAGUGACGAGGAAGGCAACACACCUUUGGUAUAUGGCGCCCAUGGUGAUCACCCUCAUGUAUGCCAUGAACUGUUAUCGCGAGGUGCUGAUGUAACUCAUAGAAACGUACAUAAUGUAACCCCCUAUCAAGCAGCCUUGGCAAAUAACGCAACUAUUGCAAAAGCAGUAAUCGAAAACUUUUUAAUGCAUCAGCUGAUGAGCCUACCAUCCGACGCGCCAAACUUGUGAUCCGGAAUUAUUGACAAGUCCGUAAACGUUAAAAUAACGUACAGUAAAUUGUAUUACAUAUUUUAUUAGUUUAUGUUUAUACCUUUCCGGCUGUAAUUUGCGAUAGUUUAUUAAAAUAUAUCGUGCCUGUAUAAGGAAUAUCACGCCAGUGAUGAAAAUUAUUUAUUUCUACAAUAUUCUUUGUCACACUGCGUUACAGGACAAGGUUUGGCUAGCCGCAAACGAAAUAGCCGCAUAGUAGUAUGAAAUUCUUCAAAAUUGAACUUUGGACAUUGACCUAUUUUUCUUGAUUCUCGGAUUUUGUUUGAUUAAUGUAAUGAAAAUUGCACUGAUUUCAAAUAAAUUCCGGAGACUGUAACCAAUUUUCGAAUCCAAGCGCGAUUUAAAUACAAGUAAACUGUCUCAUUCAGA
Molecule: messenger RNA, 1254 nt
Organism: Neodiprion virginianus
Lineage: Eukaryota; Metazoa; Arthropoda; Insecta; Hymenoptera; Diprionidae
Product: DNA-binding protein RFXANK-like
Exons: 5
Coding region: 1-843 (280 amino acids)
Molecular function (GO): protein binding
Source: RefSeq, a predicted model, not a curated record